AAGGCAACAUAUUUAAUAACCCUAAACGCGUAAUUGUUAUGUUAUUCCCGGUUCCGGUUUAUUUGAUUAAAAAUACUCUAAAAAUCACCUUUUCGGUAAUGUUCACAUUCUUAUCUGUCAUCUGUCAUUUUUUCCACUGUCAAAAUUUGUAAGCUCAACUAAUCUUACCCCACGUAAUUUGCAAUAAAUUACACAACUGAACGAAAUUAUUGCACUAAACGAUUUUGUCGUGUAGUAUGUCGUAUUGGGGUCCCUACGAAGAUCAGAUGAAUGGAGGAUUUCCAGGAUGUAAUCCAGAAUAUGUUCAAUAUUUCAACAACAUGUCUUAUUAUAAUGAUCCUAAUGGUGCCAACUUCAGUGCCGUAAAUACGGGUUACAAUUAUUAUGAUGGGCAAACGUACCAGAAUAAUUAUCUGGAACAGCCUGGAACCAGUCAGGUGACUAAUAAUUGGGCCCCAAAUCCCUCUAAUGAGGAUGUUGGAGCCGGAACUAAGAAAAAAACGAAUGAAAGGAAGAAUUGGAAUAACGGAAGGAAGAAUGAAAGGUAUGGAAGUGGACGCACGUUUACUAGGAGUAAGCCUGAACAAAAGAAGUGUCUAGAAAAUGAUGAAAAAGUAGAUAAGUUUAAUCAGAAACAAGACGGAAGGAGUCAAAAUAGUAACAGUAGAUAUAGGAAUAAUUAUAGAAGUAGGGAUAAGUAUGAUUUUUAUGAUGGGAGAGGGUAUGGAAAAUAUGGGAAGGCUAAUAGGAGUUACGAGGAUAAUGGGGCUAGUGGCCGAGAUUGGCGUUCAAAUAACACAAAUCGCAAGUGCACUAACAACGUGCAAAAGAAGUUUGACGCAGCCUCGCAGCGUGAACGUCUUGAGCAGAUGCUCUCGCGUCGCACACUCGAGUGUCUCGUCUGUUGCGAAAAAAUCAAACACACUGACAAAAUCUGGACUUGUCAGCAGUGCUACCAUAUCUUCCACCUCAACUGUACCAUCGCCUGGGCAAACUCCUCAAAACUGGAUUCUGGAUGGCGUUGUCCAGCUUGUCAAAAUGUCUGUAGCGACAUUCCUAAACAGUACACUUGCUACUGCGGCAAGACUGUGGAGCCACGGCCCCUUCCGGGCGUAGUCCCGCAUGCUUGUGGCGAAUUGUGUGAAAAAACGCGCCGUUGUGACCACAAAUGCACCAUUCUGUGCCAUCCGGGGCCCUGUCCAGAUUGUAACGCUAUGGUGGCAAAGCCCUGCGGAUGUGGGGUCACCUCACAAACCGUAAAAUGCAGCGCUGAUACCGAAAUUGUUUGUGGGGCCAUUUGUGGGAAGAAAUUGUCAUGUGGGGUGCAUGAAUGCAGGGCGAAGUGCCACGUGGGGCCAUGUAUGGAAUGCGACAGGGAGUUGCGACAGAUUUGUUACUGCGGGAAGGUGGGGCGUAAAGUGAAAUGUAGGGAAGAGUUCAAAGGGGCGGAGAAUUAUUCAUGUGGGGAACUUUGUGGAAAGGGUUUGAGUUGUGGGAAUCACAAAUGCACCAAGGUGUGUCACGAAGGGGAUUGUGAGGUGUGUCUUAGAGAUGUGGAGGAGGUUAAGACGUGUCCUUGCGGGAGGACUGAAUUGAAAGAGAGAAGAGAAUCGUGUCUGGAUCCUAUACCUUGCUGUGAUAAAAUUUGUGGGAAAAUACUAAAUUGUGGGCAACCCGCAGCCCCCCACUCCUGUAAACUUCCUUGUCACGAAGGUCCUUGUCCUCCAUGUCCCCUCACGACUUUGAUUCGUUGUCGCUGCGGUCACAUGGACCGGGAAAUCCCCUGCGGACAAGUGACGACGAAAGCCGACGAUGCCCGAUGCGAGAAAAAAUGUACCAAGAAACGCCUCUGUGGCAAACAUCGUUGCAAUCAACGCUGUUGUAUUGAAAUCGAGCACAUCUGUCCCCUCCCUUGCAACCAUAUGCUCGCUUGUGGUCAACACCGUUGCGAGAGGACGUGUCAUAGUGGGCGGUGCCCACCGUGCAUAGAGACCAGUUUCGACGAAUUGUAUUGCGAGUGUGGAGCUAACGUUUUGUACCCGCCAAUUCCGUGCGGAACGAAACCGCCUCCUUGCAACAAUCCGUGUUCUAGGCCACGCCCUUGUGGCCAUGACGCCAAUCACGCCUGUCACACGGGGGCGUGUCCACCCUGUACCGUCUUAUGCAAAAGGUGGUGUUACGGGAAACACGAGCAGAGGUCGGCCAUUCCGUGCUACCAAGAGGAUUUCAGUUGUGGACUGCCGUGUGGGAAAGCAAUGCCAUGUGGGGCACACAAGUGUGACAAGCCUUGUCAUUUGGGAGCGUGUCCUUUGCCGUGUAAACAGAAAUGUAACGUAAAGAGAGUUCAAUGCGGGCAUCCAUGCGGAGUCACGUGUCACGAAGGGGCGUGUCCAGACACGCCCUGCAAACAAAUGGUACCGGUCACGUGCCCUUGUGGGUUGCAGAAAGCGACAAGGCCUUGUAUUGAGUUAGCCGAGGCGUACAAGGAGAUCGAAAUGGCGAGUUUGAAGGACAAAAUGGCCGAUUUAUUAAAAGAUCAAGCUGUGGAUAUCAGCGAUAUUGUUAACAAACCCAAAAGACCAUCAAUUUUAAAAAUAUUGGAAUGCAUGGAAGAAUGUCGGGUUCUCGAACGCAACCGGCGCCUAGCUAUAGGUCUCCAGAUCCGCAAUCCCGAUUUGAGUCAAAAGCUAACUCCCCGUUAUUCCGAUUUUAUGCGAAAUUGGGCGAAGAAAGACUCCCAGUUUUGCCAAAAAGUCCACGAUAAAUUAACCGAGCUAGUUCAAUUGGCCAAGCAGAGCAAACAGAAGAGUCGUUCAUAUUCUUUCGAGUCAAUGAAUAGGGAUAAAAGACAUUUUGUGCACGAAUAUUGUGAACAUUUCGGGUGCGAAAGCGCCGCUUACGAUGCAGAGCCAAACAGAAAUAUCGUCGCGACAGCUUUCAAAGAUAAGUCUUGGUUGCCGAGUAUGAGUCUAUUAGAGUUUAUUCAAAGGGAAAACGGGCAAAGGAAAGUUCCAGGGCCGGUUUUGAGCAAAGGGACGUUAGGGAAAUCGGAAACUGUUGCCUUGAAAUUGCCCGGAAGGGGACAGAGGAGUACGCCACCAGGAGAAACCGUGGAUUAUUUCGAUAACCCCCCAGUGUAAUGUUUAUAACGUAUUAUGUUUAGUAUUUUUGAAGGUUAAUAAAUUGGUUUGUAAAAAA
This is a messenger RNA of Tribolium madens (black flour beetle), 3198 nucleotides long. It is a transcript of the gene stc, whose product is annotated as protein shuttle craft. The record is from RefSeq and is a predicted model, not a curated record. Gene Ontology annotation, molecular function: zinc ion binding; DNA-binding transcription factor activity, RNA polymerase II-specific; RNA polymerase II transcription regulatory region sequence-specific DNA binding. Gene Ontology annotation, biological process: negative regulation of transcription by RNA polymerase II. The transcript is spliced from 5 exons. Gene Ontology annotation, cellular component: nucleus. Bases 237 to 3140 code for a protein of 967 amino acids. Lineage: Eukaryota; Metazoa; Arthropoda; Insecta; Coleoptera; Tenebrionidae.